Molecule: messenger RNA, 748 nt
Organism: Malus domestica (apple)
Lineage: Eukaryota; Viridiplantae; Streptophyta; Magnoliopsida; Rosales; Rosaceae
Product: protein LPA2
Cellular component (GO): chloroplast
Source: RefSeq, a predicted model, not a curated record
AAAUUUUCUUCUAACGAACUAAACUGACAAUGGCGCUAAUUCAGUGUCCCUCAUCAUCUCUCACCACCAAGCCCUAUCAUCAUCACCUUCCUCACACUCCUCCGCUGCUUCACUUUUCAACCAGAACCCACUUCACAGUGAAGUCCCAGACCCCAUCGGAGCCGUCAAAACCCGCCGCCGAUGCCACCCAGGUCCCACCCAAGAAACCCACCUCAGCCGGGACAGGCUUCGGCCCGCCUCCUCCUUCUUCGGCCAAGUCGAAUUCCACCGCUGAUAACAAGAAAGGGAGGGCGGCGGUGAUUCGGAGGUCGCCGGUGGAAAAGCCCCUGCUUUAUUCUGAAGAAGAUGAGGCUAAGGCCAAGGAGAUGGGAACAAAUGAGAGCGCUUUUGUUCUUGCUUGGUUGGGGCUCGGCGGCGUCAUCCUAGCCCAAGGCCUUCUUCUCGCCGCUUCGGGCUUCCUGCCAGAAGAGUGGGACAAGUUCUUUGUGAAGUAUUUAUAUCCAUCUUUUACACCAACAGUCGGCUUGUUUGUUGCUGGAAGUGUUGUGUAUGGAGUGGUGAAGUAUCUGCAGAAUGAGGAACUUAAAGGUCAGAAAUGAUAUUUACUUUGUAUACAUAGAAACUUUCAGUUAAAUGAGGAAACAUUUCAAUAGCUUUUAAGGCUGUACUUGUAGUGCUUUCAUUGUUUAUAGGACGAUGAAUCAGCUGAAAAAAAAUCUCAAACAGCUUCCAUUUGUUCCUUAAAUCA